AUGGGGAGCUUCGAGAGGCAGGUGAAGGCAAGAGCUAGGGAGAUCAAAGGCCUCUUCAACAAGGGUUUCAAAUUUGUUAAACAUUCUUGCAAGAAGGGAUGGCACAAGUUGGGAUUUCAGCAUAGUUUUCUUGAAGAUUUUGAUUGUGGGGAGAUGGAAUUAGAUUUUCCUAAGACAAAAGCUGGUGAAUUGAAAGAGAAGUCGUUAAGGACUACUCUCCAGUAUGUUCAAGCACAGGGGCAUCCAUAUGUCGAGAUUAGGGAAGAGGGCAAGAAGAACCGCUUGAUCUUAUUUUGUAUGUUGUGUCCUGCACCUUGCCAUAGUGAUUCUUGCUUGUUUGAACACUUGAAGGGCCGUAGGCACACUCAAAGACUAGCCACUGCGCAACUUACACUGCUCAAACCAAAUCCAUGGCCCUUCAAUGAUGGUAUGAUUUUCUUCCAUGAUCAGCAAACUAAAACUGUACCUGCUUCGGACCGUGGGAAAAACAAGUUGGUAGAUGUACGUAGUAGUAAUGUUGGACCGGUUGCUAGUGCACAGAGUUCCCUGAAGAUUAAGGACAACACCAAUCGUGAUAAAAAAUCCAGUAGUUCUACCUUGGGUGGUGAUAAAACUGGUGGGAUGCUAGUUAUUCCCGACGUUAUGCAAAAAGGCAAGGCUUCUGAUUUGGUGGUGAGGCAUAUUGGAGUUGGAAGAAUUGGUGCCAGGUUUGGGUAUAGGCAUGGAGGCUCCAGUCAAGUUUGUAGAGUAUGGUGUGGAUGGCUAGGGAAUGUGGAUUCCACCACUGAGGAUGUUGCUAGGACUCCUAAGCAUGAAUUUUCUAUUGUUACCUUUUCUUACGACUAUAACUUGGGGCGGCAGGGGUUAGUUGAUAGUGUCGAUUAUAUGCUUUCAUCAGUUCCUGGUAUAGAACCUGAGAAAAUUCGCCCUCGUAGAGGCAGGAAGAGGAAGUUAGUUUCUGAUCCAAAGAAUAUAAGUAAGGCUUUAAGAAUUCAAGAUCACUCUUCUGGGAAAGAGUCUCAGUCUUCAAAAAGUUCAAAGUCAAACGUGCUGUUCACCAGAGAUGAAGAUAGAUUGGCUCGCAUUAUUGCGAGCAAGACUCUGAGGAAACGAUUAAGAAAACGAUACCGUUUUUAUGCUAAGAGGGAAUGUCGGAUAUGCAGAAAGAGGAUGGUGCUGGACAAAGAUGUUGCUGCUCUGUUAAAUUGGAAGACUGGAAUGCUUCUAUUCCAUGUGUAUCACAUAUCCUGUCUCAUUCAAUGGUUACUGCACUUUGAGGCUGAGUUUGCUUUUGAUGAUCAGAAUGAAAUCAAAAUGGCUAAAGCCAAGAAAGAUGGGGAGAAGGACCCAAUUUGCUCGGCAUUCUGUCCUGAAUGCCAAGGCACUGGUAUAAUAGUGAAAGGGAAUGAACGCGAGAACCUACAUGCCUCUCUUAAUCAGAUCAUGGAAUAUACGCACAAAAUGUGUGAGGCUCGCAGUGCUUGGAUAACAAGUCCAGAAAUGUUGGAUAACUGCUCAAUUGGUUUUCAUUUCCCUCAGGCAUACUAUGAUCCAAGAUAUCAGGAAGAUGUACAACAACUGAAAAUACUGCACUUCUAUCGAGCAAUUGAGUAG
This is a messenger RNA of Salvia hispanica, 1614 nucleotides long. NCBI's taxonomy places the organism in Eukaryota, Viridiplantae, Streptophyta, Magnoliopsida, Lamiales, Lamiaceae. The record is from RefSeq and is a predicted model, not a curated record.